AACAUCACCUCAUAGCUGCCUUUUGUACCUAUCAAACGCGUGUUUCUUGGCACGAGGUGUGUUCAUGGCUUACAGGGAAAAAGGGUUUGAAAGAGCAUUUCGGUUCUGUUGAGCCAGAAAUUAUGAGAUACAUUUAAAGGGGAAACUCGCCUUUGUUAGGUACUUAAUUGCAGCAUGUGAGGCGAAGUAAUCAUUGGUAGAGCACCUUUAAUACUUGUUAAAAUGUUUGCAACAAUUCAAGUGCGAGUAACUGCUUGGUGCGUGGGUAAACAACUCACUUCCUUGAUAACAGUGUUUCAUUUUUGUUUGGCCUUAAGGCCUAAUUCAUCCAAAGUUGUUAUUCCUUUUUUUCGAAUGUCCUGACUGUGUGAUGUGGUUGGUGCUCGUGGUUUAACAGCAACAUCUGCAUCCAGGAAUAGCAGGGAUGCUACCAGACCAACUCAUGCUGAGCCCACUAAGGUGGGUGGAAUGCUCACUUAAAUGUUUUUCUGAACGUUAUUUUAAAAGGGCUUCCCAUGCCUCUUGCUCACUUCUGGAGGAAGUGGGGGGAUUUUUUCAUUUGAGGUUCAAUCCUUCGCAUGUUGGUCCUGGAGGGUUUUACGUUGCAUUUCUAGUGAAACGCUCAUUGCUAUUGCUUGAAAUACUCUGGAAAGAAGUUAUCUGUGUAUAAACUCCCUUCUGAAGUCUUGGGGACAGCUUUGUUUUGAAGUCUCAGUUUUUUAGUGAUCUGCCUGCCAAAACUCUUAAUAAAUUACUUUAAAAUGUAUGUGUGGAGUGUAGUAUUCUCUCAUUAUUUCAGAAAUCUUUAAUACAUGCCACUGACCUUUCCUUGAAUCAAUUACUUUGCAUCUUUGCUAACAGCCUUGGGAGUAAGAUAGAAGUGAUUCUAUUUUUUUUUUUUCUUUAGUGCAAAUAUAUUUUUAUGCAGUAAAGGUCUUGCAGUAAGUACGAGGGAUUUGCUGAUUUUGUCUGUGUUUUUCACAAAUUUUUUAAACUAACGAGGAAAUCUGAUAAAACGAUGAGUAUUUUUCCAGUGUGAAAGAGAUCUUGCAUAUACACAUACUGCACCAACGUGCUUCCAUUAAAGUUAAACAUAUGCUUAAGUUGAAAUCUUUGUCAGCUAGAAAUUAGGUGUACCUAAAAUGAAUAGAUGUUAUUUCUGUAUUAUUUCGGUUAUUCUGUUAUUUCGGUGUAUAUUUCUGUAUACCUACUAUGUUUCUUUGUCCAGAUCUGAGAUGAAAAGCUUUGUUUUGUUUCAAGUAGUACUUUGUGUCCUUCUCAGCUUGCUGGUGUUGAUUGAGGAGUGCAGGAGCUCAUGGCGUUACUAGCCUGGUCCAGUUGUGCACGGUGGCUUGUUCACUAGUAUGCUGCUGAUACAUACUAGAUGUGUUUUUUCUGUGGCUGCAGUAUGAGCACUUGCACAGUAUGAUAUUACAGUGUUCUUGAGUUGAAAAUAGGAAGCAUGUUUGUGGCCUUAGGUGCGGUCACUGCUGUGUACUUUUGACAGAAGUGGUUGUGCUCUAUCUGACUAAUUACGUGAUCUUUACAGAAGUUAAUUUUUCCUGUCCUCCCACCCUGCCAAAGUGUCUUUUUUUUUCUUUUUUUUUUUUUUUUCUCCAGGAUAGUUUAUAUAUUUAGUUUUAUUACUCUGGGAGGGGGGUGAAAUACAAGCAGAAGAGCCAAGCCAGCUAUACCAGUAUUAGCUGCAUUUCCUUCAAAAACCCUUUUGUGCCCACAAAACUUAGAAAUGUAGGUAAGUGCACAGUCCCGAGUUGAAGAUCUUGGUAGGUGUGAGCGCAUUGUUAUUCUGAUUGGGCAUUGCCUGCUGCAUAAGUCAGAGUUCUGCUAGUGUAACUCCACAUCAAUUUGAGGAAAAAGCCUGCAGUUAUGUUUUAUGCAUAAUGUGGCUCUAAUGGUCACUGAUUGUGUCUUUUCAUGCUGUGUUAGACUUACAGUAAGUCUAAUGGGUAGUGCUUUUUAAUGUACAUGUAGCAGUGGGAGAGCAAAAGUGUGGCAUCCCUAAGUAAUAGAUACAGUUCAGGUAUAAUUGCUUUUCUGAUGCUGUAGUUCAUUCUGUCCAGACAGCUGGGAUAAUUUAUUACAGUAGUUCUGUUGGAAUAGACUCCACUUCUGCUUGCAGAGUUUUUUUUAUAGUGACAUAAUCUGCACAGAACAGGCAUGCAGAUUGUCUACAGAAACAAGCGUGCUUUGUUUUCUUACAGUAGAGGAAAAUCUGCAAAAUUCAUAAACUGUACUGAUGUGCAUUGCAACCUGCAACUGCUUGAGUUGGAAAGCUGACAGCAGCAGUGUUGGUAAAGCCCUUGUAUCAAUAUGGGAGUGUGAACACUGUGACCUUAACUGAUAUUUUUUUCAAGAAAAUCUCAUAAUUAAAUGAACUCGUGAAUCUCUAUUUUCUACCGUUCUUUUACCUGUUUUUUCAUUGUGGAAAAACUAUCUGCUGUGUCUCUGUUUUAAUGGAGAAUGGUUGAAGAAUAUUUGUUGGGAAAAAAAUAAAAAGUGACUAUUAACCAGCACAUAUGGACUGUCAGUUUUAUUCUUUUAACUUCUUUACUUGCAGAGCUUCUUCUGAUUUUCCUUUUGACUGAGGGAGUGUUCACCAAAAGAGAAAGAAAGAAUGGGCAAAUCUCUGUCUAAACUUGAUACAAAAGCAUUUCUAUUCUAUUAGUAGUAUUAUGGAAGGGUGGAGAUGGGAGUUCAUUCAUGCACUCCAAAUGAAGUCAGCUUCACUGAUUGUUGCGAUAGGGGCUGAUGUGUUGCCUUCUCUUGGAUGGAACUCAACGUUUCUGUGAAUUUGAACUGGAUGUGGAAUUUUAAGUCCUGAUAUUGAAGCUUGAGUUUGUUGAAACAUUGUCUACCAGAAAAUCUUGGUAGGUUGGUAGAUAGGUGGUAGAAUCUCCCUUGGCUUUGACAAGUGCAAGACUGGCAAUGUGAUCAGUGUGGUGUUUGGGGCAGUGUUAUGAAGUGCUCUGCUGGGUUUGUUACAGGUGUCAGUUUAUCAUUCAAAUUUCAGUUAAUUUCCCAAACCUAUUAAGUGAAAAGAACAGAAAGCUCUGUUCAGCUUUCAAUUAUGGGCAGUAAUGCAUUGUCAACUGGUACUAUCUUGGUUGUAUCACACCUGUAGUAAGAUAUACCAUAGUUUUUUGUUUUUAAAAUCAAUAUGGUCUAGAAUGGCAUUGAAAAGUAUUAAAUUAAGCAAUAAAUUGAGGAAUGAUUGAUUCCUGAUGUAGUUUCAAAAUGUUUUAGGAGUGUUGAGGUUCCUGAAGAACUGUGUGUGAUGGAGAGCUUAGAGGAUAGAGCCCAAAACAGGCAGUGGCACGGUGAUAGGAAGGUCUCUGCAGGGGAAGUGGGCUGAGCUGGGCGUUCAUCCCUGUGAAUCCAAUGGGCUCAGUGAGCAUCCUGUGCUCUAGGUUAUGAGUUAUUCUGGGUUUUCUCUGUGGGAUUCUGAGAAUGAAAGCUCUCAGGUUAAAGUAUUGUCAGGAUAUGGUGUUGCCAUGACAAGCUUGUAGGAAAAUAUUGUAUUGAAUAAAUAAAGAAUUCAAUUCUGAACUUGUGUAUCCAAGGGAAACGAGAUUUUAGAGAUCUGCGCUGAGGAUUCACAAAUAGAGUGCUUGACUGUGGCUGGAUUAACUUUCCCUGUGCUGUUGUAUGUGCUAUUAAUAACUGAAGUGAACGUUUCUGUUUUUUAUAAAUAAAAUAUCACUAUAGUUUUUGGAAGCUUCAUACCUUAAAGCCAAACUCAAAUUGAGACUAAUUUUUUAUGGUAUGUUUAUGGGAAAUGAAAUUUAAGGGAUGAAUGAGCAGCUUAUUGUAGGCUGUCUGAGCUCUAGUGUAUGUUUUUUAUUUGUCCUUCUUUUUGUGGAACUGGUAUGUAACUAUUACAUAUGGACUCUACUUGUCCUUUCAGAUGUUCAUCACCUACCAAAUCUCAGAAACUGUGAAGAUGCAUACUUUUGCAUGGGUUACAUAUUUCAAAUGAGGUAGUGCUCGUGCAUUGUGAUGGUUGUCUUUUAUCUGAGUCCCGAGUAGUUCCCAUUUUUGUGGUGUAGUUUUACCACAGAGGGAGGUUUCGCAUUGUUCUUGUUUGAAAUUGCAGAUUUCCUCCCAUACUGUCACAUACAGAAAGCAGUUGAGAGUACUGAUACUUUAAAUUCAGAAUUCCACAGCUAAUUUCAAGCACUGUAAGUUCAUCUCACAAGAUGAAGAUUUUCAAUACAGAAAAAGAUUUUCAGUGCAGAAAAUAAUUCACGCUUGCAAAAUGCAUUGUGUUGCUGGGUUAGGGUCCCAAAUUUUGUCCUUUGUGCACUCUUUGAAGUAUAUAUAUUGCGACUGCGCAAUAGUUGCUUUUCGUGGAUUACUCUAGAAGAGAAAAUGUGAGAAAUAUUUUACAUCAUAGAAUACGAGCACAGCGUGGUUUGUAGGAGAGUAACUGAGCCCUUUUAUUUUACCAAGUACACUUUAAAAGUUCAUUUUUUUUGUCUUAGAAUGACGGCUUUUCAAUAGUUGUCUUCUGCGUUUUUGCCUGAGUAAAAUUAGGGAGUUUUUUAUUUGCCAUCACUUAAAAAGAAAUAUUUACACUCUUUUAUUGACUGAUGUGUCAUCAUUCUGGUGCUCAUAAUUUUGACACUGACCGAGGGGAAGUGGAAGUAUCUCAGAAUAGGUGUUGUUUUUCAUCUUCUGAGUAGAAGUCAACAUCUUGAAAAUGAAGAGACGGAUGUGAUGAACAGCUUUUAAACUGGUUAACAUGCUUGCUUAGUGAAGAAAAUAUUCCGAACAAUCUGAAACUAUUCCAUUUGCAAGGAACGAGGCUGUAUUAACUAGCUGAGGGUUUGGUUUGUGUUGUUACACUGGAGAAUGUAGGCGAGGUUCUGCAGCCCUGGUUUUUCUUCGGUGUGCGCAGGGGCUGGUGUGUGAAGAGUCUGCAUGAUAACCAGCAGUGGGUUCAAGGUGGUAGUCUCAGCACCACAGCAAGCUGAAGUGAAUGCUGAAUAGAUGGUGCACAUUACCUGAUACGUGGUUAAAUGGCAUCUUUUUUUUUUCCUAGUUUAGAAGCAUGCUGAGUAAAAAUGGCACCAUGCUUGGCAGUUGUGGUGAAAGUUUGAGUCAGGGAAGGACUUAAACUCUGGGUGUUUUGUCCCUGCAAAUAGUGUAGAAUCAGUCUUAAUGCUGCUGUGAUCUUCUUCAUGUGACUUUUUUUCCACUGUAACUACUGAAGUCAUUGCUUUGUUUAAAACAUUGAUUUCCAAGACUCCUGCUGAGUCUCAGAUUCAUGCUGCCAAUCAGGAGCUGUUACUGUGUAGUUGCACAGAAGUUGUGAGUUUACAUAUAAAUGCACUUACUUACCAAGCUUUAGUGUUGUCCUUACCACAUUUUUGAGAAUUACUGCUCUAAGUGUUGCCUUUCGGUAGUAGCCACUACUGGGUUUUUAGAAGAUCCAAAAAUAAUAUUUUACUGCUUCAGAUGUGAAAUUUUGUAUGAAUUUUGUAAUGAAAUCAUAAAGGACCACUUAAGAGGUUACCUGGUCCAGUUCUCUGCUGUAAGCAGAGCUAGCUUUGAAGUCAGAUUCACGUGACUUGAAAUAUAGGCAAAGACGAUCAUUCCACAGGUGGUGUGCUUGAACCUUCUUGUUCAUGAACUUUUUUUCUCAUUUCCAGUUGAGCUUUCCAUGUUGCAGGCAUUGGCCCUUGCCAAGGGUAACUGGAAGACUGCAGUUAGUGCCUGCUUUAGCCUCCUGAUAUCCAGACUAAGGAAACAUGCUCCCCUCAAACUUCCCUAGUGCUGUGCUCUAGGUGCUUCCCAGUGUUGUUUGCACGCUGCUGAGUUUGUCCUAGAGUGAGAGUUCAAAACUGAACACAGUAUUUCAGGUUGGGCCUCACAAGUGCUCUGGUUGCUCUGUGGCAAGUCAAAACCAGGCCAAGAAGCUCAUUCAGACUGAAACAGAUCAGUGUAUUUUAUCAGAUCAAUUUUAUGUGCCAGUUCAAAGCCUGGAGCUGAUGUGGGGAAGGUGCACAGGAGGGCUCGGUGUUGGUCUGUUCUGCAGUUAGCUUGGACCAUUGGAAGGAGGAUGGAGGUUUUCAGGCCACUGGGUUACAGUGCCUCAAAGGAUUGGCCUGUGUGGCUGGUAGUUCCUUGCCACCAUAAUGGUUUUUGCUCUCUCUUAUAAUCUGUUUGGGAGUGUGCAAUAAAGAGCAGCCUGGUUAUUUUCUAGCAAUUAGUAGGGAUGUACCUACAAAUAGGCAAGUUGCCUUCUCCAGGCACCAUGAGGCAGGUUUCAGGGAGUAUCAAUUGGGUAGUGAUUUAGGUAGGAUUUGCACCUGGUAAAUCAGUUGGCUGCACUGGCAGGGCUCAGUUUGAAAAACUGAGUGUUUACAUUGGAAUACACUGUUGAACUGUACUGAUGAUAAUGAUCUAUGUUAGGGUACCAUCUGGCAGCUGCCCAUUAGGCUGUGCUGACGUUUUCCCCUGCUGUCUCUCUCACUGGGGCACCCUGCUAGGCCCUGCCAAACCUCAUGCCUCUGCCCAUGGCAUAAGGCCCCAGCCAGCUGACCCAAAGCUAGAAAUGACCCUGUGCCAAUGGUCUCCACAUGUUGUCAAUCACUCCCAGUAUAUGUAUGUUUAUUUAUAAAUUAGAUGCUUGGACUGCUGAGGUUCUGAUAUUUUCCUCUAAUGUGUCCCUUGGGUUACACACAUGGAGCUUGGCAGGCUGCUGGUCUGGGCUGUGCAGCUCUCAACCUUCAGUUCUCACUCACUGUGUUAUAUUUUCAUGCUGUCUUGGUAGUGUGGGUUGUACACAUUUCAUACAUCAGUAAUUUUGUCGACUGUGUUAACAAAUACUGAUGAGCACUAGUUACACACUGAAUUUGUGUAUCUUGGGGAUAAAAAGACAAAAAGGAUAGUUGGAAAGAAAAAGCAAUGAGCUUUUUCUACUGUUUACGCUGUAAAAAGCACAUCAAGGAAAUUUCACUGGGUAGGCUGUUAACACUUUUACAUAAUGAUUUUUGUCAAGAUCACGUGUUGCUCAAGUGGUCCUCUUCUAAAGAAAGACCGAAGGGAUGGCUGUACAAUAAUUUACCUUGAUUGUGCACCUGUUGUGUUGCUGUCCUGAAAUUAGCAGAACACAAAUCGUCAUUGAAAAUUGGUGUCAGUUAAAAAGAAUUAAAUGUACAGUUAAGUGGUUUAGGUAGACCUUGGGUACACAGCGUGAAAUGCAAACAGAAUUUAUUCUAAAUAGGUGGUGAGCUCGUAUGGCUUGGUUAUGAACUUGACUUGUCCCUCACAGACCACGUACCUGUGAGUGAAGUUCUAUCUGCAUGUUGGUCCUGCGGUAUUUCACAGACACGCUGCCAUCCUGCAUCACAUCAAUGUGGUGUUACACAGCCCUUGCUGGGGGGAUGUUGAGAUGAUAGUGAUGUAUUUUUUUUUGUUUAUUUGUGGUUUUCAAGGUGUUGAGAGUGCAGCAGCCUCUUCAACUGAAUGCUGCUGUAAGAAAUCUUCUGAGUGAUGGCAAGAAUUUUGUUAGAACACGAUAGGUGUGCUUCUGGCAGGACUGGUUGUUAAUCAUGGAGUUUACAAAAAUGUAUCUGUUUUCUUCAUUUUUGUCUUUAUUGUCUUGUAGACUGGUAGGAGCUUGCAGUAAGUUGGGUAGAUUUUUCUUGUGUAUUGAGUGAGGAAAAACAGCAGUACAUUUUCCUGAUCAGGUGAGCUAUAUGCUUAGCAGUAGGGCUGAAGGGUAGAAAGUAUGUAUUACUGUUAAGAUUUUUUUCUCCUUGUCAUUUUCUUGUAUAUUUUUUCCUCUUGCAAUUUUCAUAAAUGUGAGUUUUCGAGAGUUUGGUGAACUUAGCAAAUACAUCUCAUUUGUGUUAGUAAUUAUAAUACCCAUUGGAAUAGCAAUUCAACAAAGUUCUGUGUGAUUGCUUGGGCUUCCCACAAUGAUAAGCCUUCACUGUAUGUUCGCAGAGAAUGUUUGGUUUGGUUUGGUGAAGGAGUUUUGCUGAUUUCAAGUAGCAGUGUUAGUGUUACCAUAGUGAUAUGGAAUGGGAUUUUUAAAAGUAGGCGUGCAGUGUGAAAAAAAAUCCUGUUUUUAUUUUUUAUUUUUUUCUCCUUCUCCCUUCGUUUAGCUAGGAUUCUUUGGAACCUGUUUUUGAGAGCUGUACAUGCUGCAUAAGGAAAUAGCUUCCUGUAAGAAGUGUUAACAGUGCCAUUAAAGCAAAAUGCUAAUCACUUACUGAUUUGUUCUUAAUAAUGCACAUCUGCAUUUAAAUUUGGCCACAUUAUAAAAUGUCUUGUAAUUUGCUUAGCAUUCAGUUGCAAGACCAGCGUUUAUGCUGCUGUUUUGCAGCAGCCAGCAGAUGUGACACUGAAUCAUGGGUGAGAGUAUUUUCCUUAAAAUGCAGAGUCAGCUCAUGAAUGCUGAUUUUUCUCUAAUGUUUCAAGUAGUUGGCUAUAGGCACGGGCUGCUUUCCUGUUCUGUUGGAGCAGAGAUAGCGAGGCAUCCUUGCCAUGACCGAUCCUCUGCUGCAUGUUGUCAGUCAAUAAGCAUGGGGCUGCAUGAUGUAAGGGCUGGGGUAUUUUCUGUUAGUAUGAGCUAGAAGCUAGCUUCAAAAUCACUGAGGUGUAGAAAGAGAUAACAGAACUGGGGCAGUUGAGGUGGAAAGGACCUCUGGGAAUGCCUUGUCCAAUGCCCUGCUGGCAGGAGUGCCAGCCAAGGCAGGCUGUGCAGGGCUGCAUCAGCAGGGUUGUAUUUGUUCUGAGGCAAAUACUCCACAGCCUCACUGGGCAGCCUGCACCACUGUUUGACAACCUCACAAGAAAACAACUUUUUUCUUAAGUUUAAAUAGAAACAUGCUGUAUCCCUUGCCUCUUCUACUGGAUACCACUGACAGAAAUUUGGCUGUCUUCCUUAUGUCCUUCCGUCAGGCAUUUCUACCCAUUGCUAAGAUCGCCCCCGAGCCUUCUGUUCUUCUGAUGGAACAGUCCCAGUGCUUUCAGCCUCCUGUGAGACAGGUCCCUUCAUUUCAAUCACUGUGAACAGUCAUGAGAGCCCACAGAAUGAUGUGUGUAGAGCUGGUGGGGGGGAGUAAAUUUCUGUUUCGACACAAGAGAUUGGCUUCAAUUUAUUUUAAUCUAACUAGAAUUAUAAAUUUCAGUGUUAAAUAUGGUGGCAGAAUUUUAAGGGGAGCUGAGGAAAACACAGGCAUGGCAGGAAUCGGUUUGAUUUGAUUAUAUGAUAUUGUGUGGAUGAUGUUGGAUAACGGAAUGGAUGCCAAGAUAUAAAGAGGUAUAGGAGAUGCUAUCAUCAGUUGAUUAGCUGGGAUCUCUGCAGGGAGUAAGGAAAGAUAAAGAGAUUGUGAGAGUUACCGACAGGAAGUAGAGAAGAUGUUACAGUCUUUGAUGAGAUUUGGAGAGUCACAGUAAAUGGGAGAGCCGGGGUCGUGCAGAUGGAAGCUUCAGAGGAGCAGCAAUCAGGAAAAAAUGAGGGAGCGUAUUUGUUACAGUUGUCAUGGAUGAUGAUGAUGAUGAAUCCUGUCUCCUUGAUCUUAUUGGGGACCCGCAGGCACUGAAUUAUUUUCUGCAUGGACCUAGUAAUAAAUCUAGCAACGAAGACUUGACAAAUGCAGAAUAUUCUGUAGCCAACUCAAAUUCCAUUUUCGCCAACUCCAAUAACACUGAUCCUAAGUCGUCUGUAAAAGGUGUAAGCAAUCAGCUUGGAGAGGGGCCUAGUGAUGGACUGCAGCUGUCCAGUAGCCUUCAAUUUCUUGAAGAUGAACUUGUGUCUUCUCCUUUACCUGAUCUUAGUGAGGAGCAACCUUUUGAUAUUCUUCAGAAGUCCUUGCAGGAGGCCAAUAUUACUGAACAGACUUUGGCAGAAGAGGCAUAUUUGGAUGCCAGUGUAGGUUCUAGUCAACAGUUUGCACAAGCUCAACUUCAUCCUUCUUCAUCAGCAUCCUUUACUCAGGCUUCUAAUGUUUCUAAUUACUCAGGUCAGACGUUGCAACCUGUAGGAGUUACUCAAGUGGUACAGCAACCUGUUGGAGCAUCUUUUGCAAGCAAUACAGUCGGCGUGCAACAUGGCUUUAUGCAACAUGUCGGAAUUAGUGUUCCCAGCCAGCAUUUGUCUAAUAGCAACCAGAUUAGUGGUUCAGGGCAGAUACAGCUGAUUGGUUCGUUUAGUAAUCAGCCUUCCAUGAUGACCAUUAAUAACCUCGAUGGAUCUCAGAUAAUACUGAAGGGUAAUGGUCAGCAGACGCCUGCAAACAUGAGCAGUAGCCUCUUGGUUCAUAGACAAACUCCAAAUGGUAACUCACUGUUUGGGAACUCAAAUACAAGUCCUGUAGCACAACCUGUAACAGUUCCGUUUAACAGCACAAAUUUUCAGACAUCUGUACCUGUCCAUAAUAUCAUAAUUCAAAGGGGUUUAGCGCCAAACUCUAACAAAGUACCCAUUAAUAUCCAACCAAAGCCUGUCCAGAUGGGUCAGCAGUCUGCUUACAAUGUGAACAACUUGGGAAUACAGCAACAUCACGUGCAGCAAGGGAUUCCGUUUGCUUCUGCAAGCUCACCUCAGAGUUCAGUAGUUGGUCCUCAUAUGUCUGUUAACAUCGUUAAUCAACAAAAUACAAGAAAAUCAGUUACACCUCAGACAGUUAGUAAUGCUGGAGGUAGUAUUGUUAUCCAUUCUCCUAUGGGACAGCCUCACGCACCUCAAAAUCAGUUUCUCAUACCUACAAGUUUGUCUGUUAAUUCAAACUCAGUUCAUCAUGUCCAGGCCAUAAAUGGACAGCUUCUUCAGACGCAGCCUUCCCAGUUGGUUCCUAGCCAAGUGUCUGCCGAGCAUGUAAUGCUCAACAGGAACUCUACAAACAUGCUGAGAGCCAACCAGUCGUAUUCUGGACAGAUGCUGAAUAAUCAGAACACAGCUGUUCAACUUGUUUCUGGCCAGACCUUCACAGCUCCUGGAAACCAAGUUAUAGUAAAUCAUGGAACUUCACAAAUUGUUGGUGGACAGGUGCCACUGCAGCAAGCAUCACCGACAGUGUUGCAUUUGUCACCCAGUCAAGUUAAUGCUUCUCAAGGUAGAUCGAGUUUUACGACAAUGUCACCUGGGCAGUCUACAGUCUCAAAUAUGUCAGCUUCUAAUCGAUUUGCUGUUGUAAGUUCUUCUGGUUCGGUACAUCCUAGCUUGGGACCUUCAGUUCAGUCUGCUGCAUCUGGAGGAAACUUUACUGGAGAUCAGCUCGUACAGAGUAGGACUCAAGUUCCUGUCAGUUCAUCACAUCGUCUUCCAGCAUCCUCUUCCAAAUCCAUCAGCACCUUUAGUCACACGUCAGUUGGAGUAACACAGCAACAGUUCACCUUCAGUCAGAAGAAAGGUAUGAACCAGACAUCACCAGUUUCUGCGUCAAAGGCUCAAGAUAAUUUGAGACAACAUCAGCUGUCAAGUCUUCUGAGCAACACCCUAUCAGGGCAGGACUCUGGAGGAAAAAUCAUACAGCAAUCUCUUGGAACAUCACAAGAAAAAGGAGUAGGAUCAUCUUCAGUUCAGUGUAUACAGGUGGAUGGUCAUUUAGUUGGACAGAAACGACCUGCUGCUAAACAGUUAACUAAAGGAGCUUUUAUGCUACAGCAGUUACAGAAGGAUCAGAUGCAAGCUGUGACACCAGAUAAAAGUCAGUUCAGAUCAUUAAAUGAUGCGUUUCAGAGACUCCUUUCAUAUCAUGUGUGUCAGGGGUCGCUGCCGACUGAGGAAGACUUAAAAAAAGUGGACAGUGAAUUUGAAUCUGUAGCUACACAGCUAUUGAAGAGGACACAAGCUAUGCUGAACAAAUACAGAUGUUUGCUUAUAGAAGAUGCAAUGCGGAUAAAUCCAUCUGCAGAAAUGGUUAUGAUUGAUAGGAUGUUUAACCAGGAAGAAAGAGCAUCUCUGACCCGGGAGAAGCGCCUUGCACUAGUGGAUCCUGAUGGUUAUCAGGCUGAUUUUUGUUGUUCUGCCAAACAAUUUGAGAAAACAGCUGAUGAAGCACAGACCAGCAAAAGUGACCAUCAGUCCAGCAAAGCAUUACCUUCUCGAAGUCAGACUACCAAAACCCAAACCAGAGACCGACCAAAAUUCAGCUCAGCAGAGUCCACAAAUCACAGUAAACUUCCUCUAGUGCCUAACAACGUUUUGACAUCACAAGAAGGAACUACUAAAAAAUCGGAAAGCCUCAUUAAAGCUUUAAAGUUUGAGAAAGCUAAUUGUUCUUCUGGGAGCCAAUACAAGGCCCUUCCUGAAGAAAAGAUGGCUGGUAAAGUUCUUACCAAGUCAGCUGAGAAUUCUUUGAGUUCUGAAGACUUGUCAAAAACUGUAUCAAGAGGCAGUCAUGGAACACACAAUAAAAUACCAAGGAAUACAGUCCAAUCUUUCUCAAAGGUAACAUGUAAUAAUUCCUUCAAAGACAAAACUCUGAGGAGCCCUCCAAAGAAUGAGGUUUUACAUCCUGAUAACAUGAAAGGCUCCAGUGAACCCCAGCAAGACUUACUGCUGAGUAAGAGUUUAGAAACGACAUUUAAGAAUAUCUUGGAACUUAAAAAAACUGGGAGACCGACACAAAAUGAGGCAUCGAGUAGUGGCUCUGUUGACUUAGAAUUUCCUACUUUUUCACCUCUUGCUUCACAGGAAAACUGCUUGGAAAAAUUUAUUCCAGACCACAGUGAAGGUGUAGAAACUGACUCUAUUUUAGAAGCAGCUGUAAAUAGUAUCUUAGAGUGUUAAUAGUUACAAUACCCUGGAAAAGUUAUGUUUCUCUUAGCAGAAGCAAAUGUGAAUGACACCACAAGUACAGCCUGACAUACAUUUAAGGUUAACCUUUCUAAACUAGAUUCUGUUCUGUGUUUGAGAGCAAUACUCAUUGUGGUUACAGUGAGAUAGCCAAGUAAAGUUAAUCCUUGUUAGAAUGCAGUCUGUUAGGGCCUUACUAUUUCAAGUAUUAUUAUGAUAGUGCUUUUGAUAAUUGUGCAGUCCUGCAGCAUAACAAGGUUGCAGGCCGUUAGGCCCUAUGUAAUAUGGUAAUAUACUGACAAUCACAGUCAUUUGAAAGGAUAUAUUUAUUAAGAAAACGUUUUUUAAAAAGCGAUGGAAGCAACAAUUCUCCCCUACCCUUUUCCCCAAAUCCACAAAAGAUUUUUAAGUUGUUCUGGAAAACCCACUGUACCUCUAUUCAGAAGUGAUGAUUUGCUUUGUAAUGGAAUCUGUGUUCUAGGAGUCUUAAGUUGGAAGGAUGUCAUCACUGUGUUAACAAGGUUUCAUAAGUUGAACUUAAAGUGCUUUUCUAUUGCUUUUUGAGCAGAAACUAGUCCUUGAUAUAUUUGUAGUGGGUAAGUUUAGUCUGUGAGAUGAUAUUAUAUGGUCUUAGUCACAGUGGCAUGAUAUGAAGUAAUAAAUGCUUGACUAAGGAAGGUAGAUUGGAAGCCAGUAAAUGGCUUCUUGUGUACAGGUCGAGGCCAUGAUAGAGCCAUGAAUUUAUAUAUAUAUUACAUAUAUAUUAACUCUUCUUCAAGAGCUAUUGCGUUUUAUAAUUGGAUGUAGUCAGCCUUGAGUCUUUCUGAAGUGGUAUAAUUUUUUUAUUUUUUUCUUUGAUUUUAAUUUUUUUUUUUAAUUUUUAGACCAAGUGUCAAAUGCACUUUUAUUUGAAAGCUGUUAAGAUAUUUGUAGCUUAUAUUUUAAGAGGACAUUAGCCUUACUCAGAAAAAAAAAUUAAGGCCAGUGUUUACUUUUGAUUUUUUUUUUUAAUUUUGCUAUCAGAGAAUGUUGAAGCAUCCACUGUAGCAGUCAUAAUUAUCAAGAUAUGUACAGACCAAAGUUGAUCAGCAGUCCCAUUGUUUAAACAUAUCUAAAAGUGUGUAAUUAUUAAUUCAUAUUGUAGAGCCAAGUGAAACUAUUGCACGGUUUGCAUUUGGCUUGCUGUCAUGUUGGUAAGAUAGAAUCUUAUUAUUUUAUUUAUUUAUUUUAAUCUAUGAUGUCUCUCUUUUUUUUUUUUUUUUUUUUUUUUUUGCUGCCCAUGCUGCUUUUUCAUAGUUUACCUUGGUCAUGAGUGCUUUUGUGCACAUAAAUACGCUGGCAUUAGUCUCGUGCAGGUAGUACAUAUGUCUGCUCAGGAGGAUACAGCUUUUGUGAUUUCUAAGAUAUGCUUAUGUUCUCCCCAGACUUCCCCUCCAGUUUCUUAGAAAUUACCAAUCAUUUUCCAGACUUAAUGAUUACAGUCUUCAUAACCUCGAGGCUCAUUGUGACAAACUGUGGUUGUCAGUUAGAUUGCCAGGAAGGAAGACAAAAGGUAGAGUUUUGUUGUCAUGCAGUUCAGUCCACCUGAAUAGAGUAGAGGAAAGCAGAAUUAUGUCCUUGUGACAGUGAAAGAUUACAGUGCAACACAGUAUUGAGCUACAAUCCACUGUCUGACCGCUAAAGGAAACCAAAUCUCGAAAGCAACAUGAGAAAGAUGAACUUGUUUAAAAUUCAUUUUCCCUUUGAAGUGGAUGGAAAUGCUGUUUUUUUUUUUUUUUUUAAUGUUACUAGUUGCCAUUUUAAAGAAUUGUGCCAAUUUUAAAGUACAUGUUUGUUAAACCCAACAUUCCCGAGUGUUGUAUAAAAUAUUCAAAGUAAUAAUGAGCAUUGCCAGUUUUAAAUUUUUAGCUAAGUGUCCAUAGAAUAGACUCUCAGGCAGUGAUUUGUUCUAUUACGGGUGAAACUGACAAUAUAGUCUUCACCUGUUGCCUUUUUAGAUUUAAUAAUACUCAUGGCUGUGUAUUCUGAAGUGUAUGUACUUGAUGAUUUUGGAAAUUUAACUGUUCUAAACGAUUUGAGAAGAAAGCCAGUAAGUUACACAGCUGUGUGCUAACUAGUUAAUUCUUUUGUAGAGGGGAAAAAAAGUUGCACAUUUGUUGAUACAUUUGCUUUUUGUGCCACCUCAAAAUGGGUACAGCGUCUGUACAGCAAAUACGCAAUCGAUGUAUAUCAGGCUGUGUGUCUUCUAUUGGAUCUUAUUUUGGGGUGGGGGGCAAUGACAUUAAAAAUGACAAAUUGCAAAAGGUAAUGAUUGUUGAUCUGGUCAGACACAUUUCCCUGAACUACUUAUGAGAGGAGCCCAUUGAACGAAUUCAAGGUAGAUGUUAGAUUGAUCAUGUUCUGUUGUUCACUCCUUUGAAUUCAGUUCUAAAGGAAUUCUGGUACGUUAUGAAGCAGGAAAUGAAAGAAUUGUACUUUUUUUUUUCUUAUUUAAGAAGUCUAGAUUAAUCAUAUGGACUUGAAUCCAGCAAAGUAUUGUGAAUGUGCAUGACUUUAAACAUGUUUUCAUUAUUUUGCUGGAUCAACAUUGUGUUCUCAAUGUUAUUUAAUACUGCCUAAUAUUAAAACAAAUUUUAAACUGGCAAUUAAGAAAAAGAUGUUCAUUUUGAAGAUUUUAGUAUAAUUUAUCUGUUAGAUUAGGGAGGCCUUACAGACUGACUUCACUUAAAGAGGAUGUGUCACUUAUUGUCAGUGUGGUAUGGACUUUAUUUGCUUAAAUACCUUCAUUUGUAAAGUAUGUCUCACUUGAAAUUGCUUUGUAUACAUUUUGUAAAAAUAUUUAUAAAAUGUUUUGUAAAAAAAAAAAAAAGUAUAACAAA
This is a messenger RNA of Lagopus muta (rock ptarmigan), 15654 nucleotides long. RefSeq names its product BICRA like chromatin remodeling complex associated protein (gene BICRAL). Gene Ontology annotation, biological process: positive regulation of DNA-templated transcription. Gene Ontology annotation, cellular component: SWI/SNF complex. The record is from RefSeq and is a predicted model, not a curated record. NCBI's taxonomy places the organism in Eukaryota, Metazoa, Chordata, Aves, Galliformes, Phasianidae. Bases 9518 to 12769 code for a protein of 1083 amino acids. The transcript is spliced from 12 exons.